Misgurnus anguillicaudatus (oriental weatherfish) is the source of this 1928-nucleotide messenger RNA. Lineage: Eukaryota; Metazoa; Chordata; Actinopteri; Cypriniformes; Cobitidae. The record is from RefSeq and is a predicted model, not a curated record.
AAGAAACUCAGUCGGAGUGAACAGUUUUUCUGUGUCGUGUUUUCAUUAAUAUCUUUGGACUCUUAAACUAGUUAGCCUAAACAGCUAACAAGAGUUACCAAAAGAUAUCACAAAAGUAAACACAGCUAAUCACUUACAGCAAUGUCUUCCUUCAGUACUGCUAUGACUGAAAAGCUUCAGUGUUCAAUCUGUCUGGAUGUUUUCAAUGAUCCAGUCAGCACUCCAUGUGGACACAACUUCUGCAAGAUCUGCCUGAAGAAAUGUUUGGACAACAGUCAGGACAUCAGCUGUCCAAAUUGUAAAGAAACAUUCAAGCAGAGACCUGAACUCAAGAUUAAUACAACACUCAGAGAUCUUGUGGAUGAACAUAAGAAGAAAACUGCAGAGAAACAACCUGAAGUCCUCUGUGACAUCUGUGAUGAAGUAAAACUGAAGGCUGUGAAGUCCUGUCUGGUGUGUCAGAGCUCUUACUGUCAAACUCAUCUGGAGUCUCAUAUGAGAGUGACAGGUUUAAAGAAACACAAACUGGUUGAUCCUGUAAAUAAUCUGCAGGAUUAUAUAUGUCAGAAACAUGAGAGACCUCUGGAGCUCUUCUGUAGAGAUGAUCAGACAUGUGUGUGUAUCAUCUGUACUGUCACAGAUCACAAGAAUCAUGACUUUGUUUCUGUAAAGGACGAGAGUGAAGAGAAGAAGAUUGAGCUGUUGAAGACACAGACAGAUGUGCAGCAGAAGAUCCAAGACAGAAUCAAGAAAAUUCAAGAUAUCAAACAUUCAGCAGAACUGAGUUUAUAAACUACUUAAGAAGUUCAAUUUUGGAUAAACACAGAGAAGGAGAAAGCAGCCAGCGUUGAGAUCUUCACUGAUCUCAUCAGAUCUAUUGAGAGAAGUCAGUCUGAUCUGAUGAAGAUGAUGGAGGAGAAGCAGAAAGCAGCAGAAAAACAGGAUGAAGAUCUCAUUAAAGAUCUGGAGCAGGAGAUCACUGAGCUGAAGAGAAGAAACACUGAGCUUGAGAAGAUCACAAACACUGAAGAUCAUCUACACCUCAUACAGAUGCACUCAUUCAUCUGUAGGCCUUUAAACAUCAAGAACUGGCCUGAGAUCAGUAUGAAGACUGAUGUGAGUGUGGAUGAGAUCAGGAGAUCUCUGACUCAACUGCAGGAGACUCUACAUGAGAAACUCAGUCAAGCUGUAUUAAAGAGGAUGCAGGAGUAUGCAGUGGAUGUGAAUCUGGAUCCUGAUACAGCAAAUCCAAAUCUCAUCCUGUCUGAUGAUAACAAACAAGUGAGACAUGGAGACAUUAAGCAUACACUCCCAGAUAACCCAAAGAGGUUUGAAAUUUAUGGCAUUAUCUUGGGAAAGCAGGGAUUCUCAUCAGGGAGAUUUUAUUAUGAGGUUCAGGUGAAAGGAAAGACUGGAUGGCAAUUAGGUGUGGCCAGAGAAUCUGUUAACAGAAAGGAAAAGACAACACUGACACCAACGAAAGGAUUCUGGACUAUGUGGAUGAGGAAUGUAAAUAUAUAUGAAGCUAAUGCUGAUCCCCCUGUCUGUCUGUUUCUGAAAGUAAAACCACAGAAGGUGGGUGUGUUUGUGGAUUAUGAGGAGGGUUUGGUCUCCUUUUAUGAAGUGGAGUCCAGAUCUCAUAUCUACUCUUUCACUGAUCAAUCUUUCAAUGAGAAACUAUAUCCAUAUUUUAGCCCAUGUAACAAUAAUAAAGGUAAAAACUCAGCCCCACUGAUCAUCACACCUGUCAAUAACAAUCAAUAAAUUUACCAACCAAAAAAUAAAAUACUAGAUGAAAAUAAUACUUUCUACAAUUAAUGAUAGGUAUGUAAACAUUAAGGGGUGGUUUCACAGACAGGAAUAAGCUUAAACCAGGACUAGACCUUAGUUUAAUUAUGAAAUAUAACUAGUUUUAAUAAACAUUACUU